GAGAUUUGUUUUAGGGACAAGCACAUCACACAAACUCACUGCUUCUGCUUUCUUGUGUCUUUCCAUUCUUCCUCUUCCAGACCAGGAUGAGAGAGCAGCAGAGCUCAGCAGGGAGCAGAAUGAGAAGACCAUUCGCAGCACACAGACGGCUCUCCGCAAUUUCCGAGAGUUCCUCAUCUCCAAGUACCCCUCUGAGACCCGUGAGAUCUACGUCAUUCCCUGCAAAGAGCUUGAUGCCUACCUUGCUUCCUUCUUUGUGGAUGCCAGGCAAAAGGAUGGGUCUGAAUAUGAGCCAAAUAGUCUGGCCAACUAUCAGUGUGGACUCGAGCGGUAUCUCAAAGAGCACAGGUAUGGGUACAGUAUUACGAGGGAUAAGGAGUUUAAGAGGUCCCAGGAAGCCCUCAAACAAAAGCAGAUAGAGCUGAGGUGCAAAGGCAAAGGAAACAAGCCACACAAAUCCAUGAAGCUCACAUUUGCUGAUGAACUUAUCCUGCGCAAAAGAGGCUUAUUGAGCCGAUACAAUCCUGAAGGGCUGCUAAACCUUGUCUGGCUUAACAACACUAAGGCAUUUGGACACUGCACAGGCUUCCAUGGGUCCACCCUCAAGUGGGGAGACAUCCGGCUGCGGGUGACAGAGACUGGGUUGGAGUACCUGGAGUGGAUGGGGCCAGACAAUGGAGACAUCAGUGCUAAGAGCAAGAGAGGAGGGACAGACUCUCGGGUGUACGCCACCCAGCACUCCCCCCAGACCUGCCCCGUGCAAGACUACAAGGAGUAUGCCCAGCGUCGCCCUCCAGCCAUGCGCUACGAGGAUGCGCCUUUCUACCUGUCCAUCAAGCCUGUCGUCAACUUGGCUGCACUUCACUGGUAC
Acanthisitta chloris (rifleman) is the source of this 871-nucleotide messenger RNA. Its product is annotated as zinc finger MYM-type protein 3-like. NCBI's taxonomy places the organism in Eukaryota, Metazoa, Chordata, Aves, Passeriformes, Acanthisittidae. The annotation marks the transcript as partial. The transcript has a single exon. The record is from RefSeq and is a predicted model, not a curated record.